Messenger RNA from Thrips palmi, 1448 nucleotides. RefSeq names its product arrestin homolog. Lineage: Eukaryota; Metazoa; Arthropoda; Insecta; Thysanoptera; Thripidae. The transcript is spliced from 9 exons. The coding region runs from base 353 to 1411 and encodes 352 amino acids. The record is from RefSeq and is a predicted model, not a curated record. Gene Ontology annotation, molecular function: G protein-coupled receptor binding. Gene Ontology annotation, cellular component: cytoplasm. Gene Ontology annotation, biological process: G protein-coupled receptor internalization; signal transduction.
CGUCCCCGUCGUCGUCCAGCCUGCCGUUCCUGUCGAGGCGCAGGCGGAGCUAGCGGAGAACGAAGUGGCAGCGCAGCCAGCGUCGCCGGGACGGCCCAGGCCGGACCGUGAUGAGCCGCCGCCCGAGCCCGCCUCCACGCCGGAGAACAUCAGCACUCAGAGGGUGUUCAAGAAGUCCUCCUCCAACAACAAGCUCACCAUCUACCUGGGCUCCAGGGACAUCAUCAUCGCCAACAGGUGUUCGGAGCGCGUGCGCGGCGUGGUCGUCGUGGACCCCGACUACCUGCAGGACCGGAAGGUGUUCGGCCAGAUCACGCUCACGUUCCGCUACGGCCGCGAGGACGAGGAGGUGAUGGGCCUCAAGUUCUGCAACGAGGCCAUCAUGUGCCUGGCCCAGCUGUACCCCGCGCACGAGCGCGCCCAGUCCAUGCCCAACACGCCGCUGCAGGACGCGCUGCUGAGGCGGCUCGGCCCCAACGCCCACCCCUUCUGCAUGGAGAUGACCCCCCUGGCGCCGCCGUCCGUGCAGCUCGUCCCGGCCAAGGAGUACACGGGCGCGCCCAUCGGGACCAGCUACGACGUGCGCGCCUACGUGGCGGAGCGGCCGGAGGAGAAGGUGAACAGGCGCAGCAUGGUGCGGAUGGGCAUCCGGGUGCUGCACAUGGCCCCCGGCGUGCCCCACCCCAUCGCCGCCCCCGCCCCCGCGCCCGCCCCCACCCCCGCCCCCGCCUCCGACGCCGACGCCGACCCAGCGGCCGACGGGCAGGAGCCGGAGCCGGAGCCCGCCAGCCAACUGCGGCCGCCGCACGCCGCCGUCGACAAGCCCUUCCUGCUGAGCGACGGCAAGGUGGAGCUGGAGGCGUCGCUCAACAAGGCCGUGUACAACCACGGCGAGACCGUCAUGGUGAACGUGGCCGUGCACAACAACAGCAGCAGGAGCGUGCGCCGCAUCAAGGUGUUCGUCGUGCAGCACGUGGACGUGUGCAUGUUCUCCAACGGCAAGUUCAAGAACGUGGUCGCCCUCAUCAACUCGCGGGAGCAGUGCCCGCUGGGCCCGGGCACCUCCCUGGACCGCGUGUACGCGCUCAGCCCCGAGAAGGGCACCACCAAGAACUGGAUCGCCCUGGAGGACUCGUUCGCCAGGGGCGGCGCCCCGCUCGCCUCCACCGUGACGUGCGCGUCCAACUCCCCGGACGACCGCAACGUGUUCGCCAUCUACGUGUCGUACUACGUCAAGGUGAAGCUGCUGGUGGGGGCCAUGGGCGGCGAGCUGUCCGUCAAGCUCCCCUUCACGCUGAUGCACUCCUCCUACGACUCGGACCUGCCCUGCCUCAGCAGCGUGCCGUGCUGCGACAGGGUACGGCGUCUUUCUCAGAACAGCACCAAGUGCGACGUUGUUGUCUCUCUCUGACCUGACCGUCUUGCAGCCCGGCGGCGCGGACGGCGAC